AUGGGACAAAGUCAGCAGGAAGCUAAGUCAAGCAGUGUUGCCCAAGGGGAGCACAGGAUACCUCAGAGGUAUCACAGGCCACACACACAGAGUUCUUGGGACUGAUAACUCCAGUCUCUUCAGUGGGAAAAGCCAAGAUCCCAGGAAAGGAAACACAACUUCUUCUAGGCCCUGGCUCCAGCCCCAGCCUGGACUCGGGCAAGUCUCCCUGGACAAGGACACGGACUUAGCUUCCUUUUGUCCUGUCCUGAAGCCUCUGAGAAAGCCUUGGGUCAGCUCAACUCUCAACAAUCAGCUGCUUGCUAGACUUAGAACAUGAAAAAAAUCACAUUACUAGCAUUAUUGCCAGUUAAUACUUACCUUUCAGCCUCUUAAAAAUAUUGCUUGAAAGCCAGUUGUGGGGACACAUGCCUGUAGUCCCAGCCCUUGGGGGUAGAGCCAAGAAGAUUAUAAAGUUUGAGGUCAGCCAAUUCAUUCAGGCCCUGACUUCUAAUAAUCGGGAAUAAAAUAAAAUGGAUCAUUGUCUGUCAUCUAUUGAAACAUUAACUGUGAUACCCUCGGAGAAUACAGUAGACCUUUUGUGAGGUGUGCAGUAUAGUACUUCAGUUCUGAGCACACCAGAUACUGAAUUAGUCCAUGUUAAGUGGCUCCGUCACUCAGCAGACCUUCAUUGACUUAUUUUUGGAGGUCUGUAACUUGAUUACCUAACCCAAAGAAAAAAUAUGAAGUGAAUAUCUGUUAUUUCCCCAUUACCUCCAAGCAGUUCAGGUUUGUGUCAACACCAUCAGUUACCCCAAAGGAAAAGGGAAAGAGGUGCUGUCAUCAUCAACUCAGGGUGACUAAAUUUCCAUAGAGUAGGGGAUUUGCCCCAUUUAAUGAAAUAAAAAUAGAAUCACUGUUUUCUCUCUUAAUCUCAUGUCUCAUUAACUAGAACAAACGCAUUGUUUUAGAGUCACAUUUCUUGAUGGCGCACAUAUGCAGCCUCUGUCUGAAAGAGCACACUGCAGUGUGUGCAGUGAGUGUCCCGUGGCUACCAAGGGUGCAGAACUUUUGCUGUGGCAGAGUUAGGAAUCGCCAGUUCUGGCAGUGCCAACGAGCCGAUGACGUUUAGUUAUUUCUCUUCUUGUUUUAGAAUUGUCUGCAGAUAGUACACUCCCCAUUAACUGCCUCAGGGUAGAGCUCUCUGCCUCGCCUGUAGGACACUAUUGCUUCAUUCCACUUAUGUAUGGUAAAGAGAUUCCAGACAGGCAUGUUGGCUCACUCUGGUAUAGCCAGUCCAGAGAGUGUGACUCCAAGAAACUGGUAAUACCUAACAUCCAACAUUCUAACCCCAACUGCGUGUGGCCUAGAAUUCAGACACCGACAGCUUCAACACUCUGCUCUCAAUGUCGCCUUUGUAUUUCCCGCCUCUCUUCCUCCUCUCAUGGUACUCCAGCUUUGUGUACACAGUCUCUGUCAGCCACCCUAGCAACUCAAUCUCCGUUGCAUUUCAUUCCUUCAUUUUUAAAAACACUUAUUUCCUUGUUAUACGUUUGUGUUUGCCUAAGAUUGUAAGUCUUUUGGGACAAGGCCCUUAUUUGCUCCGUGCUAGAACUAGGCAUUAAUGGUUGCAGAUUGAAUUUACUAAAUAAGUUAAUCUAUAAGGAUUAUAUUUUCAUAUUGAAUGAUUGUCAGCUGGGGGUUGCUUUUACCCUGAAUGGGGAACGCGGCGAUUUCUGCAGGCAGUUUUAGUUGUUGCAGCUGAGAGACGUGCUGCUGGCAAUCUAAUGGGCAGAUACUAGAAAUGUUGCUGAGGGCUCUACGUGGAACAGUUCCCACCAGAACAAGAACGACCUGGCCCAGACUGAUAGCAAGAAAUCCUUAAAUGCACUGUUAAGUUUCCUGUAGCGUACACUGAAAUAAGCCCAUUAGCCCUAAUGCAGACUCAAAGACCUGCAAGUGGCCUAGUUAUUCUUUAAGAAUUUCUCAAGCUUGUGGGUGCAUUAGCAUCUCCGGGAGAGCUUGUCAAAGCACUAGAGUCUGGAUCUCCUCUCAAGUAUCAGAACAGUAGAUUCUGCAUUGCUGGAAGUUCUUGAGCCGUGCUGAUGUUGUUGGCUCCAGACCCGCAUUUUGUGAACAGCUGCUUUAAAGAGCACAGGUAACCGGAGGAUUGACUUAGCCUUUCCUCCUCAAGGUCAUAGCCACGGACUAGAGAGGCAACCUUGCUGGGCAGCCAGGCCUUUCCUGGUCCUGUCUCUCCCCACUCAGUAUCUGCCAGAGUGUCUGUGACUGGCCAUGCCUUAAUAUACCACACAGACCGCAUUCUAGAGACCAAAUGGUAAUAGUGGGGAACCUAUGUCUCUCUCUGCCCUCUGCUCAUGCAUUAACCAGUUACCAUCCAGAGGUCCAGGACCCUGAACAGUAGAUGACAUCUUCCCUCCUACAUCCGCGUGCCAGUCCUUGAGAGUAUCAGCUCCGAAUCAGGCUUAAGGGAGGGAGGAGUCCAGACUCAAGAAUAUUGAGUGUCAGAAAGAAAUCUAUUAAAACAAGUUUGUUACAUCAGUAGUUUUCAAAGAGUGACCCUUGGACCAUCAUCAUCAUCACCACCCAUACAAAUUCUUGAUCCUCACUCCAUUAUCUGAAACUGAGAUUGUUACAUAGUCACGCAUAACAUGCCCUCUGAGUGUUUCUGUUGCUGGCUUAAAAUAUAGACGUAUAGGAAACACCCCCCACCCCACAAGUUCAAGAACUCCUGAUGUGGACUGUUUUCCUUUCUUACCUGUGGACGCCAGAGAUGCCCACAGCAUCAGUACCCUCACAAAGGCUUCCCUGUAGGACCUCUGCGCCCGACAGGAAAGAGCAAGACCACCUCGGUAGAAUCUGCCAUUCAUGUGCGGGCUUUUCUGAUUGUCUCUGGCAUGGCAGGGUGCUGGAGGUAGACCAUACCAGCCCUCAGACACCCAGACGCUGGCGGGAUCGCCUCGAGCUGGGGAAGGAGAUGAUGUGGGCCGGUUUUCUGGGGUACCCGGCUGGCGUCCCGCCCUGCGUUCUGCGUAAACAGGCGGUUCCCUCGGCAACGCCUGGAACCCACGUCAAGGUUCUACCAGUGCGGGGUGGUGACCGCCCCAUUUCGGCCGAGCCCCACCCACUCCUCGCGGCGGGCGCUUGGGUUCGCUCAGCCCUUCACCCUGCUGCGGGAUGAGCAGAGCGGCGAUCUGCGCGGGGCCCCAUGGAGGAGCAGGCGCGGCCCCCUGGCCGCCCGCCCGCGAGCGUGGCCUUACCAGGCAGCGCUCAUCCGGGCGGGGCGGCUUCCACGGCCACCGCGGCCGCGCUGUCGUUCAGCGCCGUCGCCACGGUAACGCUGGGAAACCAGAGUGAUGCGGGCCGGCCUGAGGCGGCGGGGUCUCGGGGUCCAGCGCCGCUGCUGUGGCACGGGGCGGCGGUGGCCGCCCAGGCGCUCGUGCUCCUGCUCAUCUUCCUACUGUCUAGCCUGGGCAACUGCGCGGUGAUGGGGGUGAUCGUGAAGCACCGGCAGCUGCGCACGGUCACCAACGCUUUCAUCCUGUCGUUGUCCCUGUCGGACCUGCUCACCGCGCUGCUCUGUCUACCCGCCGCCUUCCUAGACCUGUUCGCGCCUCCCGAGGACUCGGGGCCCUGGCGCAGCUUCUGCGCCGCCAGCCGCUUCUUCAGUUCGUGCUUUGGCAUCGUGUCCACGUUCAGCGUGGCGCUCAUCUCGCUGGACCGUUACUGCGCCAUCGUGCGUCCGCCGCGGGAUAAACUGGGCCGGCGACGCGCUCUGCAGCUGCUGGCCGGAGCCUGGCUGGCGGCGCUCGGCUUCUCGCUGCCCUGGGAGCUGCUUCGGGCGCCUCGGGAGCCCCCUGCUCCGCAGAGCUUCCACCGCUGCCUUUACCGGACCUCGCCAGACCCCGCUCAGCUGGGCGCCAUCUACAGCGUGGGGUUGGUGGUGGCCUGCUACCUGCUGCCCUUUCUGCUGAUGUGCUUCUGCCGCUACCACAUCUGCAGGACCGUGCGCCUGUCGGACGUGCGCGUGCGGCCCAUGACCACCUACGCGCGCGUGCUGCGCUUCUUCAGCGAGGUGCGCACGGCCACCACCGUGCUCAUCAUGAUUAUCUUCGUCAUCUGCUGCUGGGGCCCCUACUGCUUCCUGGUGCUUCUGGCGGCGACUCGGCAGGGUCAGGCCACUCAGGCUCCCUCGUUGCUCAAUGUGGCGGCUGUCUGGCUGACGUGGGCCAAUGGGGCUAUCAACCCUGUCAUCUAUGCCAUCCGCAACCCCAACAUUUCCAUGCUCCUAGGGCGCAAUCGUGAGGAAGGUUACAGGACUAGGAACAUGGAUGCUUUUUUGCCCAGCCAAGGCCUAGGUUUGCAGGCCAGAAGCCUCAAUCACCUUCGAAAUGGCUGUACCAGCAGGCUAGGGGGUUGUAGCAGGAUGCCUUCUUCCAACCCGGCUAGCGGGACAGGAGGGGAAGUGGUCAUGUGGGCUCGCAAAAACCCAGUUGUGCUCUUCUUCCGAGAGGGACCACCAGAUCCAGUUAUGGCAGUUGGCAAACAGCAUAAAUCUGAAGCCGGAGACAGUAGCCACUAAGAAGGGUUGAGGCGAACAGCUUGGAAUAACAGCAGAUUUCCACCCCUCUCAUUUAGUGAGGCAGGGAUCGGGAAGAAUUGUGAAUUUCAUAAAGCCAAACAUUUAAAACUAAAAAGACAGAAAUGGGAGGGGUACCACUUUAUCCCCAAACAUAAAAGUCGCAAAAGACCAUCCCCUUUCUUCAGAAGUGCCAAAAGGAGUGUGAAAUGCAAAAUGUAAAACAAUCUUAAACCACACAGCCAAGUGUUGUGAGGUCUAAGUGCAAAAAAAGCAACAAAAAUAAAAUUUACAGUUACUGCAAAGCUCAUGUUACAGGAAUCACACUGUGAAACAGAUGCCAUUGAACUGAAAGAUUUAUUCAAAUACUGAUUUGGGGGGAAUGAGCAAAGACCCUCAGAUCUGUUUGAAGGCCCCUGUACUUCACCAGCAUUCAAAGAAACCAGAUUCUAGAGUCUGCCUGCGUGACCUGUUUCAGGUGCUUAGAGCUGAGAGCUAAAACAACAUUACACCGAUUGGUGCCCUCCCCCGGAACUUCUGUGCGAAAUUCUAAAUUUAGAGUCUAUUUUGAACCACUUCCGGAUUUUUGAAAAGAUCGUUUAUUACUAGAUAUAAUUCAGUGGUCCAAAGGGCACAUGAACAUAAUGUGGUUCUUUAAACAGAAGUUCAAUAUUAUCCAUAAAAACCGAUGUUCCUUUGAAGCCCAUUUUAGUCCCCAAAUUAGCUGUCUUGGGAACCUAGGCUCUGUCCUUAUUCUAAACUGUUGUUCCUGUUUGAUAGCUUGUGUAGAUGCCACUCCAAAUGCUUUCAUUAAUAAUAAUAAUAACUUUCACACUGGAAAAAUCUUUGUCUACUGGGAUAACUGUGUUUGUGUUUUUGUUUAUUUUGUUUUUUGAUAGAGCCCAAAAUGUAAUUUGAAGUCAGAUUGCUUGAAUCAGGUGAGUGCUGCUCAAUAUUAAUAUGCACAUAUAUGUAUCAUAUAUAUGUCUUCUACAUACUGGCUGUGCUACUCACCCUUUAAUUGCCAAACGUGAUUCCAAAGAGGAAUUCUAAAAGUAAUAUGGAAAGUAUGGCCACAUCCUUGGAAUAGUCGUAGAAUCUCCUACGAGGACAUACUUUCUAUUUAGAAGUUUGGAUAUUUUUUAGUAGCAAAUAUUAUAGCCAUCAUUGGAAAGAUAAUUGGUAUGGUAUUGCAAUAAUUGGUUUAAUUGCAAGAUGAGACAUACAUCUGUAGGCACAGGUUGGAGAGAUACCUCAAGCAAACUGAAAAUACUUUCAGAAACUUGCAAAAACAAUUUUUUACAAUAAUCCAGAAGCACAAUCUAUGCUUUGUAUAUGCAAAAUUUUUCACACUGAAUGUCACUUUGAUUUUUUUUCUUUCCUCUUCCUGCUUCUCUUUAACUCAGUAUUCCACAGCUUUAGCUGAAUAAUCAUUUUUAAAAGUAUGAAAAUGCAUAUUAUGUGAAGAUUUUUAUUGUGAACUAGCCAGCAUUAUUUUUCUUGUAAAGUAUUUAAAAUGUUUGUUAGUAUGUAAGCCUGUAUGCCAGACAAAUGUACAUUACUUUGUAAUCAAAGAUAGAAAUACAUGAUCUCUGUCUUGAUGAUCAAA
Molecule: messenger RNA, 6188 nt
Organism: Arvicola amphibius (Eurasian water vole)
Lineage: Eukaryota; Metazoa; Chordata; Mammalia; Rodentia; Cricetidae
Gene: Gpr135
Product: G protein-coupled receptor 135
Exons: 1
Coding region: 3209-4582 (457 amino acids)
Biological process (GO): G protein-coupled receptor signaling pathway
Cellular component (GO): membrane
Molecular function (GO): G protein-coupled receptor activity
Source: RefSeq, a predicted model, not a curated record